AUGGAGCACCUUCCUCUCAAUGCGACGGCGUCUUGGAAAUUCCCCAGGACCGACAGUGCUCACACCCUGAUACCUCUCUCGACGAUCCCCACAGCGGUCGAUCACGAUGGCCACGGCCAUGGCCAUGACCACGAUCAUGAUAACGAUGCCGCAGAGACCGACUUGACCGACGCUGCGGCUCGAUGGCUGAAGCGCUCGGAACCCACCUAUAGACCCAUCUCGGAGCGGCGUCUCAGGUUUGAGAGUCGACGUCCGACAUGGCUUCGGGAAUGCAUCGCUGAAGCGAUUGGUGUCUUCAUCUUUGUCCUCUGCGGCAUCUCCUCCAUCACCAGCUUCACCCUCCACCAAUCCGACGACCUCGGCGUCACUGCCUUCGGAUCCAUCUUCCAGAUCGGAUGGGCGUUUGCUGUCGGCGUCGCCAUUGCCGUCAUCACCUGUGGUCCCACCUCGGGCGGCCACUUCAACCCGGCCAUCACCCUCGCCAUGGCCUUUUGGCAGGAUUUCCCCUGGCGCAAGGUUCCCUACUACAUCUUCUCGCAGAUCCUCGGUGGCUUUACCGCCGCCCUUCUUGUCGUCUGCAUGUAUUACACCAAAUUUCAGCACCUCGCCGACGAACUGAUAGCUGCUGGCAAGCCCCUCGUCGGCGGUGGUUCGCCAGCGUCUUGUCUCGCGCCCAUGCCCCACGACGACCAGACUCUUGGCUACGUCUUUGCUGCCGAGUUCUUCUCCGACGCCUUCAUCGGCCUCGCCAUCUGGGCCGCCCUCGACCCCGCGAACCCCUUCAUCCAGCCAGCCGGCCUGCCCUUUGUCAUCGGCCUCGCCUACGCUAGCAUGAUCUGGGGCUUCGGUAGCCUGACCCUCAGCACGAACCUCGCGAGGGAUCUCGGUCCGCGCAUGGUCGCCGCCAUUUUCUGGGGACGCGAGGCUUUCACGGACCACUCGUACGCGCCCAUUGGCAUGCUUGUCAAUGUGCCCGCCACGCUGCUUGCCACGGCCGUGUACGAGCUGUGCAUGCGCGACAGCUUUGCUAUUAUUGCGAAGGGACAUGCACGCCACCGUGACGGUGACGAGGGGCUGUACCGCCAUAUGAGUCGGUGCGGCAUGUUAGAUGAGGAGAGGGGGUAUUUGCAGCAUGUUACUACCCAUCGGGAUUGAAAAUGUUCGGAAGAAGUGAGGAAUUUAGACACGAUAAGACGAAGAAACGAUUCACGAUAAACCGAGUGUUUAGAUUUAGAGUAAAUUUAAUACUUAAUCCCUUUACAU
Molecule: messenger RNA, 1263 nt
Organism: Verticillium dahliae VdLs.17
Lineage: Eukaryota; Fungi; Ascomycota; Sordariomycetes; Glomerellales; Plectosphaerellaceae
Product: aquaporin-9
Exons: 1
Coding region: 1-1155 (384 amino acids)
Biological process (GO): glycerol transmembrane transport; water transport
Cellular component (GO): plasma membrane
Molecular function (GO): glycerol channel activity; water channel activity
Source: RefSeq, a predicted model, not a curated record